Molecule: messenger RNA, 8299 nt
Organism: Syngnathoides biaculeatus (alligator pipefish)
Lineage: Eukaryota; Metazoa; Chordata; Actinopteri; Syngnathiformes; Syngnathidae
Product: cell adhesion molecule 2-like
Exons: 15
Coding region: 1152-2468 (438 amino acids)
Source: RefSeq, a predicted model, not a curated record
GUUUAUUCCCAGUGUUUCUCUGAUUCUUGAUUUUUCUGGUACUUUCGAUUUUUCCAUCAUGCUGAUUUGGCAGUUUUGUUUUUGUAAGAAGAUACUUUUUUGAGACACUUAUAUAGAGCUGAAUGCACGUGACGUUACAGUUUUCACGACGCCAUAUUGCCGGUCAAACCUAACUGCUUGGCAGUGUGAGAGUCGUUGAACUGAAGCAGGUUUUUCAAAUUGUCUGAGACCUGUUGUGCUGUUGGUUGUCACAGUAGUUGAGACAGUUCUUCAAAGAUAUAAUUCUAGAAUACCUGCUGAAAAGACCAGAAAAGAUCGAUGGAUUUUGGCAAUUAACUGUGAUGGAUGGUGCCCAAAUACUCACACGCCUGUGUAGCAAUCGCUUCAUUUCAGUCACAGGGAGCUGGUGGCUGUCCCGGCUGAUUUUGAGCGGACUACAACCUGGACUCGUUGCCAAUCCGUCAAAGGGCUCACAGACUGAAGAGUCAGACUACCUUUCAAACUCCCUUUCACACCAUUACCAACGGGGAAUACAACCGACGUCAGGCCCAGCGAGGCUCUGCUCGGACCAGGACACAAGGAUGGACGAGCUGUGGACUCUUUGCAGCGAGGCGGAAAAUGGAUGAGCAAGACAAAAAAGCAGCGCCAAAAAGAUCAUUUUCAUUCUUGUGCCACGGAGAAGCAGCAGCUGGUGCUCACCGGACAAAGUGCAGCUCUGGCCCCCUCCCUUACUGCACUGUUGUUCCUCUUCCGGAUUGGCUCAAGGUUCGCGUCAGUCACGGGCGUGUGGGCGGGACUUGGUCGCCUAAAUCUUGCUCUAAGUGAGCUGGGCGCCGAGGCACCACAUCUUCAGUUUACCGAAGGACGGCAGUCGUCGGUCGCAAAAGGCUCAGUGUGUCCACAACUGAAUCUCACUGCUGAAAGACAGCUUGUGUGAACAAACCAGAACAACAGCAAAACACCUUUGUUUUUUUUUUUUUCUCUCUCUCUGUGUGUGUGUGUGAGUGUCCAUUUGAAACCUGACUCGACUUCACCUUUCAACAUACGGACUCGGUCAAAAGUGUACCUGGAACGGAGCAGGUCCGGUUUGGGGAGCUAAGAGGCGGACAAACUAGCGGCGUGCGCGGGGAGAAAGACAACACAAAGACAGGAUGAAUCUCAACAGGCAUGCCGUCUUCACUCUCUGCACUGUAUAUGGCAUUCUUCUUAAAGUGAUGGCUUCCAAAGGCAAAGUCAGAGGCGUCAGCGGUCAGCAUCCUCUGGUUCAGAAUGUCACCGUGACAGAAGGCGGGACGGCCAACAUGACAUGUCGUGUGGAGUACAACGACAACACCUCCCUCCAGUGGUCGAACCCAGCACAGCAAACUCUCUACUUUGGCGACAAGAAAGCUUUGAGGGACCACCGAAUCGGGCUGAUCCGUGCAUCGUGGUCAGAAUUGACCAUCAGCAUCCAUGAUGUCACGCUCUCAGAUGAGGGCAUGUACACCUGCUCUCUCUUCACCAUGCCCAUCAAAAUAGCCAAAGCCUACCUGACAGUCCUCGGUGUGCCAGAGAAGCCCAAGAUCGAGGGCCUGAUGAAGCCCGCUUUGGAGGGCGACCACAUCACUCUGACCUGCAUGACUCAUGGCAGUAAGCCUGCUGCCGACUUGCGCUGGUUCAGAAAUGAGAAGGAGGUCAAAGGUGCCAAGGAGGUGAACGCCAGCGGGAAGACUUUCACAGUGCGCAGCUCACUGCAGCUGGACGUGGACAGACGUGAUGACGGAGUGGCGUACACUUGCAGAGUGGACCACGAGGCGCUCGCGCAGACGCCACAGCAGACCACCGAAGUGCUGGAGGUCCACUAUGCUCCCCGGGUGCAGAUCGUCCACUCUCUUGCGGUCCCUCAGGAGGGUCAAUAUCUAAAGCUGGACUGUUUGUCCCAAGGGAACCCUUCGCCAGAUCCUGUGAUGUGGACAAAAGAUGGCGUGGAACUUUCGGACCUGGGCAGGGUAAUUGUUGAGGGUCGCGAGCUCAUAUUUACGUCGCUGAACAAGACGGACAACGGCACCUACCGCUGUGAGGCCAGCAACCAUCUUGGGACCAGCAGCGCUGAAUAUGUACUCUACGUGUAUGAAGAACCCACCACCCUGCCUCCAUCCACCACACCCCCCUUCCACCCCAUCCCCCCAGACUCCACUGCUCUAGUAGGCACCCACGCUUCAGACCCGACAGUCACUGGAAGCAGAGAUCCCAAUGCUCUUGGCCAUCACGGCACAGACCACGCUUUGAUCGGAGGAGUGGUGGCUGUGGUGGUCUUUGUCACCUUGUGUUUAAUCAUUGUUUUGGGAAGAUACCUGGCCAGGCAUAAAGGAACAUAUUUGACAAAUGAGGCCAAGGGAGCGGAUGACGCGCCCGACGCCGACACGGCCAUCAUCAACGCCGAGGGCAACCACGCACACGCUGAAGAAAAAAAGGAGUACUUCAUCUAGACUGUAGAGGGCGCACCCUUUGCCAUCUGUCCCUCAGUGUCUUUUGUUUUUUUUUCUGGCUGUCACCACCCCGCGACCAUUUGCGACAGAGGCAGCGCUCAGUCGGAAAGGAUCCCACGUUGUUUGCCCUCUUUCUGGCUUCAUCUUCAUCUUUGUCUUAAUCGUUCGGCGGCCGUUUUUCGCAGGCAUCGCUGCCAAAGUUCACUCUUGUAUUUUUUGCCCUCGACAUUGAAAAUCUGUAAAUCUACCAUGACUGCUACGUUCUUACACGCCCGAGUCAGACGCCUGAACACACCACCGUGAUCCCUGCCACUCCCUGAUUCUGAUGCACACCCUCCAACUCCUCACAUACACACAAUCUUACAAACACACGCUCACACACAUCAACACGGUGCCUAAAAAUACAGUUGCCAUUGAACUCGUGUCAAUGCCUUCAUGUAUCAGUCAGUAGCAAUGUAAAUGCUUUUGUAGAUGGUCACUCGGACGGACUAUCAUCCCAUUGCUUUGCUCACUGCAUUGUGUUUUGGAUUUUUUUUUUCUUUUUUGAAUUUCAAUGACGAUCUGUGCUGUUUUGCGCCUUAUACAUAUCUACCACACUCAAUAUGGUACUUUGUAGACGGUCCCUACUUCCUAAAAUAGACUUGCAAUUAAAAUGUCGAGCCAUGUAAGAUAAGACGAAGGCUUUGUGUGACACUCGUGUAGCAAGGUUCCUCGGAUACGUGUAUAGUUAGUCGAGUGGGGGUGUAGUGUGCUAUUGUUUAGACAUGAGAAUACACACCAAAAAAAACAUAAUUAGCAAACACUGCUAGAUGAGACAUUUCAUUUACCGAAAAGAAUAAGGCAGGGUUUUCUAAAUCUGCUAUACUGAUCUACUUUUUGUGUAUAUUCCUGUACUCAUUGGCCUUUUUUUUUCCACAUGAUGGCUUCAGGUCGACUAGCUGUAUAAAUUGUAUUUAAGUUAGUAAAAUCUUUUAUGUCAUAAUGCGAAGAGAAAAAAGAAGAUCCAGAGAAAUGUAAAAUUAAGAAAUGGGUCAAAAAGAGUGCAUUAGUUACAUUAUGUACAGGGAUUUUGUGAUAAAUGCAGUUCAUUUCUGUAAAUUCUGUUUUGAUGUGCACUUCAACUAGCAGGUGUAUUGUGAAGAUUUUUGUUUUUAUGGAGAAUACAAAUGAACAUUUAACAGGGAAAGGUACAAAAAGUUAACCAAACGUUCAAAAUUGAGUAUUUUACAUUAACACGUGCCGAUGUACAAGUAUGAAGUACACAAGAUGCAGCUCAGAAGGUGCAGGAACACUUGUAUCAAUGUGAAAUAUUUACAUUUGAAUCCCCCGCAGAGAGGCACUCCCAAAAAUGUCCCCCCUCCAAAAUAUAUAUAUAUAUAUGUAUCAUAACUAAUAACUUGUUUUUUUGUGAGAACAGGCUCACAUAUAAUAUCUUGCAGUUAGCAAAGAACUCGCUUGAACGUGACAUGACGCUCACUCAAUGGGCGUCCAGUAUUUCCCAAAUCAUCAAACAUUGGGACACAUAAAAAAAAAAGCACAAGAUGGAGUUGUGUUCCAUCGCAAACAACUCAUCUGCCUUGGGGGUGGUUCUUUUAUUCAAAUCGACAGUGGAAAGAGGACAAAUCUUUGUUCCCAAACUGUGAAAACAGAUGGGAAAAAAAAUGUUAUUUUUCUUUGAAUGGUUCUAAGCUCCCUGCUGUGUAAUGUCUGCUAAAAUGUGUUUGAUUGUGAAAAUUGCUAUUGAAUUCCAGCUCUCCUGUAAUCUUUUUGUAUAUUAGCAACUUUAUCAAUUGUUUUGUUCAUUUGUUUUGUUGGCGGGGAGGGCGCUGGGGUGGGCAUUUAUCAAUCAUUGCAUAUAAUUUUGGCCAAUUUUGUUUUGGGAUCAAGGCAUGUAAAUAAUGUCUGGGAAACUAAAGUUGGUCAAAACACAUUGGCCUCUUUUUCAUGAGUUAUUUAAGAGAACAGGGAAAACGUUUCAAAAUGUAACUUGAUAGUGGAAAAUAGGUGUUUGUGGUUUUGUAUUAAGGAUGGGUGGAUGUGGUAAUUGACGACACAAUUAAUGGAUUUUUCUUUUUUUAAACAUCUCUGAAUGUUUUCAAGUCCUGUUUUGACGCCAGUGGCGUAUUUCGCAGCGUAAGGAUGUAGCCCGACUUCUCAUAGCUGACGUAAUGUUUGUGUUUAUUUGAGCACCCUUCAUUGAGCCACGGCACGCAUUCGACGUAAAAAAUUUGUCACGUCACACUGCCAAACAAAUGUUACAAAAAGUCAAAAUACUGCAGUAAUGACAAUCUCGUCUUAAUUUACUCACAAAUGUAGUCAGUCAUUAGUUGAACAAAAACCGAUUCUAGAGUUGUAUAAACGGUGACAGGUUUAUUCUCUUCUGCCCUCUACUGGAAGAGGGUUUAACUGUUCUGGUUGUCUAUAUGUCGCUGGGAUAGCUAGAUGAACAAAAAUACAUUUUUAGGAACUUAAUAACCAUUUUCAGACUAAUUAAGUGAAAUUGAAAUGACACCAAAGCAACAGCCACUCUUGCGGGCAAGUAGUGUCCCUUAUUUGACCGCCAUCAAAUUGACACAAUUAAUCAAAAUUGAAUUCCGCACAUUCGACACAACAAAGCGAUCGAUUGUUAUUCCCAUAUAUUGAUAUUGAAGCCAUUAACAUAAUUACGUCAUUGAUUGAGAUGGCAAAAACUGACAUUGAUAAUGCAGCAAGUCAGUGGCUGACUGAGUCGUGUCGCCUAUUGUGCGAAAGACUUUGUGCAAGCAGUAUAUUAAUCGAGCAAGAUGGAGGCAAUUGUUACCAAGGGCAAUGGAACAGUUAGCCCAGCUGUCUCCAAUUUGGUGACCAAUUUCCAGCAUUAUGCAAAUACGGUCAGUAAGUAAUAUCUUUGUCACCGAGUGAACUCAAACACUGUCGCGCCGUCUUCUCGAGUGGAACAUAACAACACUCCGAUUCUCUGCGUAACGCAGGAAGCCGUGUGUUAGAUUCAUCAAGAAAGGCGACGUUGGGUUCAAGGAAAGCUCCUUUGUUCUGGUGCAGUUGUUUGUCGGAUUUAAAGCAGCAAAGAAAACCGUGGAGGAAAACAAAGCAUUUCAUACACUUGCAAACAUCUUUAAGCAUUGCUGUAUUUGUUUUUUAAAUGCUGGAUUGUGGAGUAGGCGCCACGGUGGAGCAGCUGGAAACCAUUGGCCAGACAUUUCUGAGGAUCCAGGUUCAAUCCCGGACCUCCCUGUGUGGAGUUUGCAUGUUCUCUGGGUUUUCUCCGGGCAUUCCGUUUUCCUCCCACAUCCCAAAAACAUGCAACAUUAAUUGCACACUCUAAAUUGCCCAUAGGUAUGAUUGUGAGUGCGGCUUUUUGUCUCCAUGUGCCCUGCGAUUGGCUGGCAACCAGUUCAGGGUGUACCCCGCCUCCUGCCCGUUGACAGCUGGGAUAGGCACCAGCACUCCUGUGACCCUUGUGAGGAUAAGCGGCUAAGAAAAUGGAUGGAUGGAUUGUGGAGUACAGGAACCAUCUCAUAGGAAAUCACAAUAAGCCCCCCCCCCCCCCAAAACCUUUUUGUGUGUGAUUAGAGGCAACAACCAAAUAUUUUUUCCUGAACAUUGUGGCCGAUUUCAAAAUGUGCCAUAUCAGUUGUACAGGUUCCAGGCUACGUGAUUUACUGUUAAAACAUUCAGCAGUCCUACAUUGCCAUACGUUUUUACAAGCGAGAAGUGCACACAACUCUUUUAAAAAAAAAAAAAGUCCAGAAUGGUCCUCCAAUAUUUGAAAUGAUUUAAGUAAGUGAUGUGAGGUUGCCUUGGCAACGUUAGGCUCCUUAUUACCAUUCAGUGCAUCAUGAUUUUUAAAGAUCUUUUCCAGAGCAAUGACAACAUAGCGUGAACUGGCAAAGAAAAAAGGCACAGUUGCGGGUCAAAGAGCCACAAUUCUCACUUCUUCACUGCCUUCACCACUUCCAACGUGUGUGUGCAUCCAUUUGUUGCGUGCAAUGUUUUGGAGAUGGGACGGGAUGAAGUGAAUCACAACUUUGGAAAUGUUCAAUAACGCCGCUUUUGUCUUUGCCCGGUACCGCUGAGGCUUUUUGAUUUAAAAGUGCAAAAUGCUGUUUACAGGCUGUCCACAACGCGUCCCCACUUCAUUGGUGCUGCUCUUUAAACUAUCUCGUGUGAGUGUGUGUGUGUCUUUUUUAUCACAAACACAUUGUCUUUUAUACAUUUGUUUUUUUUUAACAAAAUGUAAAUGUAAUUAAAACCUAGCCUUAGCCUAAUAUCAUAGUUGCCUAAGUUAUUCUCAAAGCGUGGAACUAUUACCACUAGUGGUACGUGAAACAAUCAAAUAAAUGUUCAAAUUGUGAAUAAUGUUAAGGUGGCUUAAACGUUUUUGUUUUUUUUAAUCUAGUGCAGUACAUCGGUUGAGAUCAGCUCAGUUGUAUUUAACUCAUUCAAGAAGUCGAUUUUUUUCAUUAUCUAUUUUUAAGUGCAGUGUUCAUGUGUUCAUGUUCAACUGCCUAAUGCUUGCAAAAAUAUAUACUAAAAAAAUAAACUCUAACGUUUUGGAGAAUUAAACCUCUAAUUUUUGAGGAAUUAUUUUAAUGUUUGUCAUAAUUUUUUUUUUUUUUAGGUGCUACGUGGUUUUAAAAAGUUAGAGAACCACUGUCAUAAAUCAUUCGGAACUUCAUGGAGCAAAGAUUCUUGCUAAAAUGUAUUUCUCUUUAUUUGUCCAGAUUUUCAUCCAGGCCACAAAGGUUGAAUUGAGCCAACCGGACUCUUCUUAUUUAUUGAAUUUGUUUUUUUCUUUUGCUAAAAUAUUCCAAAAUGGCGUAGGCAAAUAUGCUCUUAGGCUAAGGACAGGUCAGUGUCCCUAAAGCAUUUUUUAUGUUUUUAGUCUUCUGUCACAUCUAAAUAAUCCUUUCUGACAUGACGAUGGUGAGCUGCCUUUUUUUUUUAUACACACUCCUAAAUGGUCCUUUCAACAGGCUGACUCACUCUCAGUGAUGAGGUCACUUUUCUGAACUGCUUUUUUUUUUUCUAAACCUCUGAACCCCUCGCUAUCUGAUGUCACAUUUCCAUGAGUCAUCACUGGCCUUUUAUUUAUUCGGGCAGGAAAAUUCAUAUUUGGUUAUUUGGUAUUAUUAAAUUUAGCAAUCAAGUAGUCGUUCAUGAUCAAACUUUUUUUUGUUUAAAUACUGUUGUUAUUGUAUGUAAUAACUCUGGCACAUAAACGUACAUAUACCUCUGAAAUAGUUUGCCCAGUUUGCUCCACUCUGCAUCAUACAGCCGUCUCAUGCAGUAUGUGGUUUCUCUUUCGAAUUCUAUUUUUUAUUGUGUCCUUACCUUUCAGUGUUUUAGUGACUUUAAUUUCAUGUUCGUAGAAAAUCGUGACCAUCCAAUCACAACAAAUGGAGCGUUUGUUUUGUAUCUCAGUAAUAUGUUAGUGGACCCGCUUGUUGUGCAAGGGAUUUUUCGCUUCAUUCUUUCUUCUCACUGCAAUGUUACAUCACCCAAAAGAGGACGUGAACAGGAAACAAAUCUCAACUUUCUUCACUAUGUUGUUUAAAUGGAGCUGUUGCAAAGUGCACAUCUUUACGUCAUUAAGUGUGUAGUUGUGCUGCACUGUCACUCACUACGCUGCGAACACUAAAGGGCAGAAUUCCCGGCAGAGAUGUUUGUGCAGCUUCUUGGUGAAAUCUUGAGUUUUACAAUGAUUAAUAUUCUAUUGGGUAGUCAUGAUGGUGUCCAGAGCACCGUGACCCAGGUGUGUUUUCUCCCAUCGUCUGUGGGAUUGGUUUAAUUUAGAGGUUCAUUCUCAUGUAUGAAAUUGAAUUAUUGAAUAA